This is a messenger RNA of Chaetomium globosum CBS 148.51, 2463 nucleotides long. RefSeq lists its product as uncharacterized. Gene Ontology annotation, molecular function: ribosomal large subunit binding; protein binding. Gene Ontology annotation, biological process: ribosomal large subunit export from nucleus. Lineage: Eukaryota; Fungi; Ascomycota; Sordariomycetes; Sordariales; Chaetomiaceae. Gene Ontology annotation, cellular component: nucleus; cytoplasm. Bases 1 to 2463 code for a protein of 820 amino acids. The transcript is spliced from 6 exons. The record is from RefSeq and is a predicted model, not a curated record.
AUGGCAAUCGGCGGCAGUAACCAGCCGGCUGCGCCCGCAAAAUCCGAAAAGACCCCUCUCCCGAAGCCGGAGAACGACGGCAAUGACAAGCCGGAGAAGUUUGAUCCCCAAGAGGAGGCUGCAGGUCGCCCCAAGCCUCUUCUCAUGGACAAGUUCUCGCACAAAGCUGAAGCAAACACCCUGUUCACCUCUGGAAAGUACGAGUUCGCCAUCAACAAGUAUGACGAAGCCGUCGCCGUAUGUCCUGACUAUCUGGACUACGAACUGGCCGUACUACGGUCCAACAUUGCCGCCUGCCACUUGAAGCUGGAGGAGUGGAAGGAGGCUGUCAGCAACGCUACGACUGCUCUCGACGGACUGGACCGUUUGGAGCAGCAAGAGAAGGAGAAAAAAGAAAAGGAGCAAGCUCAGGUUGAUGAACCCGGCGCCGCCAAGAACGAUGACGCUGAAGAAGAGAUCAUCAGCGCCGGGGCUGCCAAAGCCGGCCCAGCCCUCCCCACGAGCUCCGAGGAUGAGUCAAACGAGGCGGCCCGCCAGAAACGCCAAGACGACAUCGCCAGGAUACGUGCCAAGGCCUUGAUGAGACGGGCGCGCGCGAGGAGCGAGUUGGGCGGCUGGUCAAACCUGGAGGGCGCCGUCGAAGACUACAAACGGCUGGCUGGCAUGACGAAUCUGGCGGCGGCCGAUAGGAAGGUCGUGCAAGCGCAGCUCCGGGCGUUGCCGCCCCUGGCUAAGGCCGCCCAGGAGAAGGAAACGGCUGAAAUGUGGUCGAAACUCAAGGAAUUGGGGAACGGGCUGCUCAAGCCGUUUGGGAUGAGCACAGACAACUUUCAGAUGGUGAAGGACGAGAAGACGGGCGCAUAUAGCAUGAACUUUCAGGGAGGAGGGAUGAUGAUGCUCAAGAUAGGCUCACAUGAACCACAAUUCAAGCUCCAGUGGCAAAACUGGGUCAUUUCUGCCAAGACCGCCAAGUCUGCCGAGCCAUUAUCCGUUGGUCGUUUUGUUUGGAGAAAACAACUGAAUUUCCUUUUGCAAAGAUACCCAAUACCCCUCGAAAUAAACACCACAAGUAAGAGCACAAAGUACAGAGAAAGCGUCGUCAUGGAUGUCGACAUGGACACGGGCAUGGUGCCCUUAAACCCCCAGCAACUGGGUAGUGCCCGCACAGGCGCAACAAUUCUAUGCUGUAACUGCGGCGCUCCCAUCGACGGCACCGCCUCUGCCGGCGCCCUCUGCUACGACUGCAUCAAAUCGACCGUCGACAUCUCACAAGGCAUCCCACGCGAAGGCGUCCUACAUGUCUGCCGCGAUUGCGAUCGGUGGUUGAUGCCACCCGCCAGCUGGGUGACGGCCACCCUCGAAUCAAGAGAACUACUGUCACUAUGCCUUAAACGCCUACGAAACUUGGGCAAAGUUCGAAUCGUCGACGCCCGCUUCGUGUGGACAGAGCCCCACUCGCGCCGUAUCAAAGUCAAGAUUACCGUCCAGGACGCGGUCGCCGACGGCGUCAUGAUGCAGCAGAGCUUCGAGGUGGUCUAUGUUGUGGCGAACCAACAAUGCCGGGAGUGCGCAAAGUCAUAUACCGCCAACGUUUGGCGUGCUGCCGUACAAGUGCGCCAGAAGGUGACGCACAAGAGAACAUUCCUCCUACUAGAGCAAUUGAUCCUCAAGCACCAGGCGCACAGGGACACAAUAAACAUCAAGGAAGAGAAGGAUGGUAUCGAUUUUUACUUCGCCCAAAGAAAUCAAGCCGAAGCUUUCAUCCACUUCCUCAAGUCCGUGGUCCCAGUUCACACAAAAGAGUCGAGGCAUCUCAUUUCAGCCGAUACCCACACGGGUAACAAAUCCUACAAGUACAACUAUUCCGCCGAGCUUGUUCCCGUUUGCAGAGACGACCUCGUCGCGCUACCCCUGAAGAUCGCAAAGUCGCUCGGCAACAUCUCCCCGCUCGUGCUCUGCUGGAGGAUAGGCACAUCCGUCAACCUCCUCGAUCCGAAUACCCUCCAAACCGCCGAACUCAGCGCCGAGACAUACUGGCGCGCACCGUUUGCCCCACUGGCCGGCGCCCCCGAAAUGGUCGAAUUCGUCGUCAUGGACAUCGAACCCUCAAACCAGCGCAAGGGCAAAUGGGUGCUCGGCGAGGCGACGGUGGCGCGGGCAUCGGACCUCGGCGUCAACGACAACACCUACUUCGCGCGGACGCACCUCGGCAGCCUGCUGCACCCGGGCGACUCGGUCAUGGGGUACAUGCUGACGGGCACCAACUUCAACUCGGACGCGCUCGACGCCAUCGAGAACUCGCGCGCGUACGGGUCGACCAUCCCCGACGUGGUGCUCGUCAAGAAGCACUACGCCAACCGCCGCAAGAACAAGCGCCGCAACUGGAAGCUCAAGCGCAUGGCCAAGGACGAGGGCGACCUGCUGCCCAAGGCCGCCGACCAGGCCCGUCUCGACGCCGAAUAG